AUGGCAUCUAUUCAACCCUUCGUUCAUUUGUUAGCAUGGGUUUCUUUUAUAUGGUCUCUUGGGAUUGCUGAUUCACUUCCAACUCCGGUGGUUGAUUCUCUACAUCAUAAGCAAAUUUCUCCCAUCAAUAAUUUUUUUAUGCAGUCGUAUUAUGACAGAUACAAGAAUUUACACGAUUCCGAUUAUGAAAAUUUUCUGUCUCAAGAAGUAUCUUCUGGUUUGUGUGAACCAGAUAACCUUGAUUUCGUGUUGAGAUUGUCAGAUCUAAAGCGCAAUCUUACUGGAGAAGGUUCUCAUCGCACUGUAUCUACAUCGAUCAAAUUUCAAAUAAAGUCUUUGUCUGAACUGUUAAGCUACUCAUGUGAGUUCAUUAUUAUUGAAAGACUUCCUUCUGGAGUUUUUGCUGAUCCAUUUGAGUUACAACAUCUUGUUCAGCGUGGCGUGUUCAGUGAUAUAGCUGUCUUUGGUGACACAAAUCUGGAGCUGCCUUCAUUCAUGUCCAACCGUUCUGCGGUUGAAAUUCACUUAGUUGUUGACCCAAAUGUAUUGCAAAGGCCAACUGAUCUAAACAUUGAGCUUCCAUUACAUGCUCGAUAUCAAUCUCUGAAUGAAAGUGGGUACUCAACCGUUGAAUUUGGUGCACCUGAUAUGUUAGCGCGCUGCAACACAAAGGAGAAAGUGGAAAAUCCCUAUUGCUUCUUCAAAUUGGAAAAAGAUGGUGUUAAUCUUUAUGGCCCUCGAAUUGUUUGGAGAAUACCUUCUGGAAUAAAGACGCAUGCUAAUCUUGUUUCUGCCUUUACAUUUAUUGCAGCUUCGUUAUCAACCCUUGCAAUUGUUGUUUCCUCAUUAUAUUAUUCCAAUAGUUGA
This is a messenger RNA of Sphenostylis stenocarpa, 867 nucleotides long. Lineage: Eukaryota; Viridiplantae; Streptophyta; Magnoliopsida; Fabales; Fabaceae. The record is from the annotation of a GenBank genome assembly.